Zonotrichia albicollis (white-throated sparrow) is the source of this 1555-nucleotide messenger RNA. The record is from RefSeq and is a predicted model, not a curated record. Lineage: Eukaryota; Metazoa; Chordata; Aves; Passeriformes; Passerellidae.
GACUGGGCUCACUGCCUGUGCCUUCCCUUGCAGCCCUGCCCAGCCACACGUGCGGGAACCCGGGCCGGCUGCGGAACGGGGUGCAGCAGGGCACCACCUUCAGCAUCGGGGACAGGGUCAGGUACAGCUGCAACCCCGGCUUCUUCCUGGAGGGCCACGCCCUGCUCACCUGCCAGGCCAGCUCGGGACACGGAGCCUCCUGGGAUUUCCCUCUGCCCGUCUGCAGAGCUGACGAUGCCUGUGGAGGGACCCUGCGGGGCCAGAGCGGGAUCAUCUCCAGCCCCCACUUCCCCCUGGAGUAUGGCAACAAUGCAGACUGCACCUGGACCAUCCUGGCCGAGCCGGGGGACACCAUUGCCCUGGUGUUCAUGGAUUUCCAGCUGGAGGAUGGAUAUGAUGUUCUGGAAGUCGCUGGCACGGAGGGAUCCUCGCUCUGGUAGGUUCCUGCUGGGUUCGUCCCUUGUAGGGUGGUGCCUUGUGGGGUGCUCAUGGUCUGUGUGGGCACAGCCAAACUUCACAGGGGGCUCAGAGGGAGAAGUUUGGGCCUGAAGGAGGGGAAAUUGCCAAUUAUUCCCCGUGGUUUCCUUCUGGAACUUGGGAUUUGCUUGGCAAACUCUGCAGUGAGCAUUGGCUGCUCUGAGUCCUGAUGUCUGCAGUGAGAGUCGUGGUGUGGCUGGGUAGAAAAAAUAUUUAAAAAUAAAAAAACCCAAACAAAAUCACCCAACCUCCGAGAACCCCUCAAACCCUGCCACACUCAAACCCUGGUUUUGUUAAAUGUUCUGAUGAUUGCUAAACCCAUUGGUGUUGAUGAAUUUCUGGAAAUGUUUCACCAGAUCCACUUGUCCCUGGGAAAGGGGGCAGAAUUCCAGCCCCCUUCUCAUCCCAGGGGUUGCCUGGAAAAUUCUGCCAGAAAUUUGCUUGGAUUUGGGAUAAAAGCCAAUAUUUCCAAUGUUCAGGAGCCGCCCCAGUGCUCUGAAAGCAGGGGAAAUAAGGAAUUGCAGAGGGAAUUUGAUGUGUUCCUCCUGUUGGUUUGAUAGCAGAGGACACGGUGAUCACCUUCAAAGGGUUAAAAGUCCUGACUGGCAGCAAGUGGAAGGUCCUGGAAGUUGGAUUUAAACCCAGCACCCCUCUGGAAGGGAAGAAUGAAGCUUUUGAAAUAAUCAGGUGUUGCCUGGGAUUAUCAGCAGCGAGUUAAAUUGUGAUUAUUCGUGAGGAUCCUGUUGCAAAUCCCAUUUAUUUGAGUGAUUUAUCCUGGCUGGCAAUUCUGAGGGAACAGCACUGGAGUGUUUAGGGUGUAUUGAUGGGAGGGAAGUUGCCAUUUACCACGUCCCAAUUGUUUACUGUUCCCAGGCCCCUUUGGAAAAUUAGAUGUUGCUGUUUGAUGAAAAAAAGCCCGGGCUGGUUUUAUUAGAAUGCAUUAAUAUUUUAGGGCACUGGUGGUUCGUAAGCACUCAGCUGUGCUGGCUGGGAAGAUGGAUGGAGCUGGUUAAAAAACAUUAUUCAGCCUGGAGGUGUUGCCAAAGCAGAGCUGUGUCUUGUCAUGUCAAAAAAUAAA